UGCCUUGAGUUACCCUGCGGCUGACAAAUGGGGCCUGUGCGUCCGCAAUAAGUCGUUCUUCAGCCCUCCACCGCAAUGCUCCAACUUUUAUCUCCUUACAUACACCGCUUAGAUUUCAUUAUUCCUUCCACAUUCUUUGCUCAAGUACAGCAGCCAUGGCGUUCUCCAGCCUUGUUGGACCAACAACGACCGCAUUGGCGUCAGAUGUCAUCCUACCGGCAGACGCCGAAGACACGAUUUCCUCCGUCUCGUGGUCGCCGACCGCAAACCAUCUCGCAGCGGCUUCCUGGGACGGAAAGGUACGUGUCUACGAUGUCGCGUCAAAUGGGCUGACAAAUGGCGUCGCGAUGCUCAACGCAGAGGGCCCCCUGUUCAGCUGCGAUUGGGCCAAGGACGGAAAAAUGGUCCUCGCCGGAGGAGCCGACAGAAAAGCACACCUGCUAGACUGUCAAUAUGGCCAGCAACUUACAGUUGGCACGCACAAUGCACCGAUCCGCUCAGUGCGGUUCGUAGACGUGCCCAACUCUGCUGGACCAAUCAUUGCGACGGGAUCCUGGGAUAAGACAAUCAAGUUCUGGGAUAUCCGGCAGCAAAACCCAGUAAUCACUCUCACCUGCCUCGAGCGUGUUUAUGCCAUGGAUUCGAAGGCGCAGUUACUAGUGGCGGGCACGGCAGGAUGCAAAAUCCAUCUGGUGGAUCUAGCAAACCCCACGGCUUUUGCCCGCACUUUGGAAUCUCCCCUCAAGCAUCAGACGAAAGCCGUGGCCGCCUUUCCUGACGGCAGGGGCUGGGCUACGGUGAGCAUUGAGGGUAGGUGUGGAAUCAACACGACUGCGGAGCGGGACACGCAUAACAUCAACUUCACAUUCCGCUGUCACCGCGGAUCACAGGACGCCAAGAAGGUGACCCAGGUAUACGCCGUCAACGACGUGCAGUUCCACCCGGUCUACGAUACGAGUUUCAGCACAGUUGGCUCGGACGGCAUGUUCCACUUCUGGGAUCGUGUCGCCCAUGCGCGACUGAAGGCUUACCCCGAUGUUGGUGGUUCUAUCACUACCUCCAGUUUCAACCGUGACGGCACCAUGUUUGCUUAUGCUGUAGGCUAUGAUUGGAGUCAGGGUUGUGCCUCAAACACCCCCAACUAUCCAAACAAGCUUAUGCUGCAUGCGGUUACGGAAGAAGAUGUGAAACCGAAAAGCGUGAAGAGAUAGGCAAUGAUGGAUUAGAUCGCCUGACAAAUUGGCCUGGAGAAGAAGAGGAAAGAAAUUGGCUCGAAGUGUCUAGGACAUGCGCUAAAUUGGCAAUCUUGUAUCACGGGGGAUCUCAUUUGUCUUGGUCUGGUAUAUGUUAGUCCCCCAAUAAUUAGGGGACACGAAGACGGAUUUAGGUCGGGCGAUCUAAAGGAUACCAUAGGAGGAAACGCGCUCAUGUAGAGCAUAUCUAAGGACUAGGAACUAUUACACAAAACAAAUCAAAUGCAAAGGGUAU
Molecule: messenger RNA, 1488 nt
Organism: Truncatella angustata
Lineage: Eukaryota; Fungi; Ascomycota; Sordariomycetes; Amphisphaeriales; Sporocadaceae
Product: WD40-repeat-containing domain protein
Exons: 3
Coding region: 156-1211 (351 amino acids)
Biological process (GO): transcription-dependent tethering of RNA polymerase II gene DNA at nuclear periphery; RNA export from nucleus
Cellular component (GO): nuclear pore
Molecular function (GO): ubiquitin binding; RNA binding
Source: RefSeq, a predicted model, not a curated record